Molecule: messenger RNA, 4098 nt
Organism: Rhopilema esculentum
Lineage: Eukaryota; Metazoa; Cnidaria; Scyphozoa; Rhizostomeae; Rhizostomatidae
Molecular function (GO): protein binding
Source: RefSeq, a predicted model, not a curated record
UCAGUAUCUCUUUCGGUCUCAUUAGUCUCCUUUCCAGUGUCACUUGGCAACCGAACUCUCUUGGCGCGUUUUGCUAAACGACACUAAAAUGGCUUUUUGCAGUUUUUAGAAGUGGAAGGGAUAUCAAAGAGCAUAGGAUGGAUGGCAAAGACAUUAACGAGCCCGCAUUUUAUUGAAAGCAUAAUCUCACUGGUAAAAUGAAUGAUGCAGAUUUAGAAAAAUUGCUAGUAAAACCUGGAACUUUGGAACCAAAGUUUAAUGGUGACAUAACCGAAUACUCUUUAACGUUGCCGAGCAAGUCCGUAUCCUUAAGCAUCAAUCCAGUUACGAGAGAUUCAGACGCUUCUUGGACUAUAAUUGGUCAUGGAAACGUUAGAUCAAUUCCUCUGCAUGGUGGUGAUGAGUUUGACUUGGACAUUGAAGUAACUGCAGAAGAUGGCAGCACAAAAAAGUACAAGGUUCAUGUGACUGUCCUGUCGGCAUCUCUUGCUUCAUUAGCUGACAUAAAGUUAUCCCAUGGCUCACUGUCCCCAAUUUUUAAAGAUGAAAUUACAGAUUAUACCGUGAAUCUUCCUUGGCAUCUCUCUUCAGUUACCAUCUUGCCUGAGGCUAAAGAUAAAGAUGUUAUUGGUGCAAAUGAAAAUUUGGACGUCUUUCUGAAUUAUGGAGAAACAUUAUAUCAACUUGAGGUCAUGUCACCUGAUAAAAGUUUUGUCAAAAUUUUCAGAAUAAAGUUUGUUAAAGACAAAAUCAUCAGAAUGAUAGCAGCCAGCAAUCCUUCUGAGUCAAUGUAUUGUCCAAUCUGCCUAGGGUUUCUUCACUGCCCAGUGUCAAUAAAGCUAAACCAAGCUACUGAUCCGAGCAGAUAUACAUAUUGUAGAAAGUGUCUUGAUACAGUUACUCGCACAAGAAAAAUUGACCCAGUUACUGAAGCCCCAUUGCCAAUUGAUUUUAUAUGCGAGGAAUAUGGCACAGAAAAAGAGCUGGCAAGUGCGAAAGUUUUCUGCUGCUAUAAGAUUCUUGGAUGUAAUGAAGAGAUAGACUUAUGCCAUCUUGGAAACCAUAUGAAGGGAUGCCCUAUGCAGCCAGUGGUAGCACCAAUAAAUGAUGAAGUAGUUUCUGAGAGAGACCUUGAAAAGAUAGAAAAACUAAGUGUUUGCAAAAUGUGCAGUCAUUCUUUGCAGAAGAAUGAUGUAAGCACACAUUUAAAAUGGUACUGCCCUGCCAAGCAUCCAAAUACCAAAGUAAAUCAUGUGGUGGAGUUAAGAGAUUGGGAAAAAAAGUUGCAGGAAAGAGGGUCAAGCCACUCCUCAGAUCAGGCAAAUGUACUUGCACAGAGUAAUAGCAGCGACCUGUCUCAGCUCCAAGUCGCUGCUGAAAACUAUGCAUGUAUGAUUAAGAUGAAACCACGGAAUCCCACAAACCAUUUUAAACUUGCAGCUGUUCUUGAAGAGAUGUAUUAUGCAGAAGACAUCUGGGGAUGUAAAUCUCAGGAUGUGUUAGAAGAAGAAGAAGAUAAAACCUUUGAUAAUUUGAUGGAUAUAGCUAGCGAUUCAUCCAAAGAAGAAGAGACCAGAGCGAUUUGCAAAUCAAGAGGUGUGCAUGAAAAUUCUCUUUUGCCAGCAGUCCUCAAAGCGCUUGAUGAGGAGUACCAUUUUUUGCUGGAUCAAAGCCAGUCAAGCAAAGCAGACUACGUCCAGAAACUGUACGAGUGGAAAUCAGCGCAAGCAAAAGGCAACACUAAUCUCGGAAAAACUACAGCUGGGAAUUCUUUCUUGACCAAGGCCUUGCUCAAGUUUUUAGAUGCAGUUGCUUGUGAUCCAAACAGUUCUCGUUAUCAUAUGCAUGUUGGGCGGCUUUUGUUGAUGCAAGGCAAUUAUGAAGAUGCUAUUAAAAGAUUAGAAGCUGCUUUUGGCCUAAAACCUACUAGCAUCGAAGCAAGGUUUUAUCUUGGAUUGGCUUAUGUCAAGCAAUAUGGAAGGCAGCAUAGUCAACACUUGAACCCAUUGAAGUAUCUGCAAGCUGGGGUAGAUUAUGCAAUUUACAAGCUGUGUGAAGAUCCAGAUGCACAUUUUCCUCAAUGCAGUGCUGAGAUUUUUGUACGUCAUAGCAAUGUGCUCAUUCUAGAGGGAAUGCUUCAACUUGCUCAUCUUUUUAGAGACGACGAUUGUAAUUCCAACGGAGGUGUACAAAAAGUCAUUGAAAUGUACAAACAAACAAGUUCCAUUUGCCUUCAGCUGAUGAACGGUAUUACCCAUAGAAACAAAACGUACAAGGAUUUUCAGUGGAUUGCUUUAAGAGCACAAUUUUCUCUCGGUCAAUUCACGAUGGCUGAAUUAAAGAACAAAUUGGCUGUGGCAUCAGAGGAGAGGAAAAGGAUGUACAAAUAUUGGGAAAGAGUGUCAGCUUUGUCUAGGGCUUUCGAGCACUCCACUUCUGACAACAAGGUUCUAAAUAUACAAAGAAAGAUUUCUGAAGAGGCCGUUGUCCUGAACCCUUCCUGUUCUCGAUCUUUGUACCGCCUUGGGGAUGCGCAGCUUGCACUUUAUGACACUGAUGCACUUAAAAACGCUGAUUACCUCCCGCAAGCCGAAUUCAGUUACCGAGCAAGCAUGCAGUCUGAGGGUAAAAGUGUGCUUGGCAAAGAAAUCUCUUGGAUGAUUAAGGACUCGAUCUGGUGGAAAGAAAGGCAAGAAAAGGAAAGGCAAAGUCAGGCUUUAUCUCCCGCAAAGACUGCUGCAACAUCACAGUCGAAAGCUGCACCGUCUCCUUUGAAAACACUUGCAAAAUCGUCACCAGCUGCAAAAGGUAUCUCAAAAUCAGGCCAAACGACCACUGCAAAGUCUCCAACGCCCUUGAAAAACAAGGGAACUGUAGCAAAAGGAAAGACAGUUACGCCAAGCAAAGGAAAGGCACCAACGACAACAAAUAAAGGUCAGAAGGUAUCAUCGGCGAAAUCUGGUGUUCCUCCUUCGACUAAAAAAUCAGGUCAAAAUUUAGAAAAAACACAUUCCAGUACUUGUGCUGGAGCCAAGAAGGUCCCUGUGAAGACAAUAUCACCAGAGAAAGCAGCAACUGAUGUACAGCAAACGCAAACUGAUCCUUCUAAAAUAGAAAACUCGAAAGAAAAUGAGAAAAAGAAGGACACUGAAGGUCAGUCGAGUAACGAUGUUACGUUAGUGAAUGUAGCAAGUUAUCACCCUCGCCUUGGCCUAGCAAGGGUUUUGUCGCGCAUGGAUAAAGAUUUCCAUUGGGGAGAAAUAAAAAAAUUAUAUACUGAUGUCAUAGAAAUGGCACCCAACGUGCAUGAUGCUUAUAUCGAGCUAGCUGAGAUGCUAUUGGAAACUGAACCAAAACAAGCAAUUUCAGUCUAUUGCAAGUACCCAUUUCCAAAGGAGCUAGGUUUUGACGAUGCUUUCCUGCACGGUGAAAUUAUCAGGCUUAUUGUGAAAACUGAAGACUGGGACAAUCCCCAUCUUGAAAAGAGCAUGAUCCAGUAUGGCAAAGUAAUGGGCUUUUCGUCGCUAGAUAAGACUGUCUCAGUUCUGGAGAACAAGUUCAAAUUUGAAACACUCAAAAAGGUUUACUCAAAGAUCAUCGAUAAAGAUAUCAACGAUGAAGAGGUGCAAACAUUUUUCAAGAUUAAGUGUUGGAUCUAACUGGUAAGAUAUUACCUUGUUGUUUGUAAAAUAGAAUUUUGGAGUAAUUUGUUCUGUAUUUUUCUUCAAAUUUAAGAAGUGAAAAAGAAUAACAAGCAAUAUUACCGGAAGGUUUACUGUGUGUGGAGAUUUAUUUUUCGAACAAAUGCAAGAUAUAGACAUCUAGCCAUUUUACUUGGAGCAUAUGCUAAUCGGCAUGUCAGUCUCGCAAUUCACAAGGCAAGAAUAAUUCGAAAUAGCUGCCAUAUCUUUUAGCUAAAAUUUCUGUCCAAACUUACGCCAAGGAAAAUUUGAUAUUCUGUCUAUAUACCAGCUUAGGUCUUCAGUUGUUGAAAAUAGAAUUCUGUCUGGACCAUAUGCAGGUUAAAAUGUUAAAGUUAAAGUUAUUUGAGUCAGAUUCUUUCUAGACUUUCUAAAAUCGAUUUUCAAAGACUGCAAA